Messenger RNA from Solenopsis invicta (red fire ant), 1310 nucleotides. RefSeq lists its product as uncharacterized. Gene Ontology annotation, biological process: sensory perception of taste. Gene Ontology annotation, cellular component: dendrite; membrane; axon. The record is from RefSeq and is a predicted model, not a curated record. Bases 127 to 1239 code for a protein of 370 amino acids. NCBI's taxonomy places the organism in Eukaryota, Metazoa, Arthropoda, Insecta, Hymenoptera, Formicidae. The transcript has 4 exons.
AAGCAUUUACUGUAAAAAUCAUAAAUUGUGUAUAGAGGAGAAUAUCGUGUAAACAUUAAAAAGUGUAUUGAUAAAGUAAUUUAUCUAUAAAUACAAUUAUUGUUUUCUUAUUAUACUUCAAAAAAUAUGUUUAAGUCAUCGUCGAAGCUCCAAGAAUCCAAAGGCAAAAAGAAAGGAAAUAUAUGGCAGCUAUUUCGAGCCACGAAUUUUGAAUCGUUAAUGUAUCCUUGCUUCACUAUUUGUCGUAUUCUGGGCAUGUUUUCAUAUAAGAUCAAUGCUUUAAACAUCAAAAUUUGCAAAAUAUGCUACGUUUUAUCGAUCAUUAUUGCCAGCGUCAUUAGCGUUUGCACACUAAUAGCUUUAUAUGUACUCAAUUUUUCUAAAGAAGUUGAGUAUACAAACGUACCGAUAACCAAAAAAUUGCACGACAACUGGUUGCUUGUUUCCGGCGGUUUCAUGCAGGUUGUCACAUUCAUUUUAAAUAAACCGAGAAUGCAUUUAAUUCAAACCAUAUUGGAACUCUCUUUAAGAUUGCCCUUGGAAACAUACCAAAAUCUAUCUAGACUUAUUCAUACCAAGGACAUUUUUGGCUUAGUCUAUAUAUUCGUGGAAGCGUCGAUAAUUUUCUGCAACUUACCAGAAAACUUUUUAUCGAAGAUAUUCGUCCUAUAUAACAUCCUGUUCUCGUUUCAAAUGGAUAUGUUAUACAUGAAUUGUGUUUUUGUAUUAAAAGCCUGUUUCAAACAAAUAAAUGACAAUCUAAUAAAUUUAGAGGCACCAGUAACGAAUGAUGAGUCAUAUAGCUUUAGAAGCAUCUAUUAUAAUGGGAGAAAUUCGUUGAUGCUCAUGGAACUCAAAGCUUUGAAGAAACAACAUUUAGCAGUCAGUGACACAGUACAAGUGCUAAAUAAGAUUUUUAGUGUGCAACUUAUUGCUAACAUGAUAUUAACUAUGACACGUUCUUCUUUAAAAAUGGGAUUGUUAAUAUGGACUUGCGAAACCGGCAAAAAUCAAGCAGCAGCUAUCAACACUACCGUCCAUAGCGUGCUAAACAGCACCAGCGAUAAGGAAAUAAAACACGAGUUGCAGCUAUUUUCUCUACAAUUAAUGCAUCAUAAAAAUGUGUUCUCUGCAAAAUGGUUUAAUAUGGACGUAGCACUUCUCACUGCUAUGAUGCGCGGCAUUACUACGCACUUAGUAAUCUUGAUACAAUUCCUGUACAUAUCUUGCAAUGAGUAACCUACAAUUCAUUUAAAUAUAGUAAGCUAGUAAAAAGAUACCUGAUCAAAUAAACAAAAAUAUUUAAAUAA